Molecule: messenger RNA, 28852 nt
Organism: Mirounga angustirostris (Northern elephant seal)
Lineage: Eukaryota; Metazoa; Chordata; Mammalia; Carnivora; Phocidae
Gene: INO80D
Product: INO80 complex subunit D
Exons: 11
Coding region: 14924-17995 (1023 amino acids)
Cellular component (GO): nucleus
Source: RefSeq, a predicted model, not a curated record
GGUGUGGGCAAGUUUGGAGGUUAUUUUUCCUCUUUCGAUUGUUCUUCCCUCCCCCCCUUCUUUUUUUAGUGGACCUCGGGCAUUAUGUGCUGUGUAUGUGCGCGUGUCCUGCCUGGUAUCAGGCUGUAGUUCACAGGCAGAGGUGUUCCACAUUCUGACCACACCCCCCCCCCCAGAGCACUGUUACCUAGUGAAAAGCUACCACUUGCAGAGCAAUAGAUAACCCAUGACUUGGUCUGACUUCUGUCAGGCGUGGAAGUGAGACUCCUUCUGUGAUUCUUACUAAGUGUGGCUUCUUUUCCUUUUGUCUGCCUAAAAUAAAACUCCUUCUGUUUCUCCACAAUGAUAGAUACCCAGCCAGCUAGCAUUUUACUUAAGGAAAGCUUGAUAUUUGAGGUUGUAUGGAUUUCAUACAAAAAUGCAAAUUGCAUUUAAUGGUUGUUUAACUUUAUUGAUGAAUUGAAAUUGCGUAUUGACUCGGAUAUUUUCAUAGACCUGUGUACCUGGAAUUGUUACUUCUAUUAUAGCUUCCCCUUAUUUUUAGAGCAUGUUGGAUGGAAGAAAUCAUUCAAUGAGUCUUUUUUCCUAGAACAUUUUAGGAUUUAAAAAGAUCUCUUUGCCCCGUAAUUUGGUAUCUUUAAGGUAUAUUGUCGACUUUACAUUUCUAAGCUUUCAAAAGCCUUAUGUAAUACAAAUCCUGAAAGUUUUCUACUUUCUCCCCUCCUGUCCCAAACCUACAUAAAUUUCCUAAUCUAAUCACCUUGUGGGCUACUUUAUUAUUCCUGAGGGAAUGGAGGCUUUGAUAUUUUUCAAAGUUACAUUUUAUUGGAAACUAAUAAGACUUUCAGGGCAAAUAAUUGAAUUAAUUUUAAAUUGCGAAGGUAAUGUAUUUUUCACUAUUAAAUAUUUAGUUUCAAAAGUAGAUGUUUAUUUUAAUUUGUAAGUCUGAAAUAAUCACAUUUUAUUUCCUCUGAAAGAUUGUAUAAGGAAAUUUGUAUACUCCCACCCCAGCUAUUUUCCUCAGCAAAUCAUUUUAGAGAAACGAAAUACUACUAUUUUAGAGAAAUGAAAUUUUAAUUUAUAUGGAUUUUAAAAUUUCAAAGUCAGAGCACUCAAAAUUAACCAUGAGGUUUCAAAAAAAGUGCUGAUCCAUUCAUUCUUACCUGAGAUAUUCCCCAAGGGUUCACAGCUCUCACUAUCCAGGUUCGGAACAGUAGUUAUGAAUAAUGAGAGGUCAUUUAUAUCUGAAUACAGUUAGCAAUAUUGUCAGACACGUAACACCCCGUUUUUCCCCCCAUACACCUGGUAACUUGUAAACAAUAGAUGAAUAGGUGAGACUGGGUUGGAGGCAGCCAAUUGUCCCCAAAGCAGAUACUCUGCUGCUUAUACAAUGGAGUCACAUUUAAGUCCUUGUAACUUAUGCUAAUGCCAUCUGCUUUGCAAAACAAACAGCAGUGGAGUCUCCUUCCCACUCCCUUCAGGUAUGGGUCUGUCCCAGAGUCCUCGCUGUCCUGGCUGAUUUUAGAGAUAAUGCUUCUGGCUCUUUUGAGACACUUGCAGAGAUAACUAUUGACUAAAGCUGAAAGUUAAAAACCGUAGGCCUCUAUCUUUUCCCACCUUCACUUACUAUGCCAGGCUUCUUGGUUCUGAUUCUUUCCCAGAAUGUGGUUUGUUUUUGAACAGCUUCUCGGUUAAAUUUUAUUUGUCGCGUGGUAUCCUGCAGUCAGACACAUUUGGACUGGGCUUUGGGUUCUGAUCCCAGCUCUUCCACGGGGUGGGUUUCUUAAUCAUUGGUUUCUUUAUCUGUAAAAUGGAAAUAUAACUUUUUCUGAUAUAAGGAUUAGAUAAGAUAGCCUAUGUGCUUGGCUCUUAGUAGGUCCUCAUUAUCUAUUAUCUAUUAACCCACCUUAACCUUUUUUUAUUAAAACCAUUUAAAUACCACCUCUCUUAUUGGCUUGUUUGCUUUUUUUUCUGACUAAAAGUUAUACGUGCUCAUUUUCAUCCCACUCAGACCUAUUUUUCACGCUCAGGAGGUAACUAACCACUGUUAACAUUUUUUGUUGUGUUUUCUCUCCUUGUGUGAUUGCGUGUACAUGGAACUUAAUCUUAGGAUCUUCCAUUUAACAGCUUUGUGUAGUUUUGUGUUGGCUAAGCAUUUGCGCUCUGACGUCAAACUGGCCUCGAAUCUCAUGUGACUGGGACGAAUUGCUUAAUUUCAUUAAGUCUCAGUUUCUUCAUCUGUGAAAAGGGGUGAUAAUAAUACCUUUUCCAUAGGGUUGCUGUGGCCAUUAAAUGAGGAAUCGCACAUAGUUUCUAGAAUGGUGCCUGGUGCAUGACUUUUAUAUAAUAUUUUCCUUUAAAGAUUUUUACUAUUCUGGAUGUGAGAUUUUUUUCAAUGUGAGUAAGUUCUUGGCUCUGCAGAUAUUACUAAUACUAGUAAGUAUUUGAGUACAGAUAGAAUAGUAUAAUUACCUUCAUGGGGCAAAUAACUGUUUUUGUGCCAGUAAAAAGUUGGCAGUGUGUUCCUAGAAGUCUCAGCAGCUCGAUGGUGGUCUAGCUGUUGAAUUCUGUGAGUUGGCAGAUGUAAAGGAUUGGUAAGUGCACCAGCGGGCAAAGUGGGUUUACUUCUAGUUGCUCCUUUGAGGCUCUUGCAGUUCUCGGCCUGCUUGGGUGUGUCCUGCAUAGCUUUGAGGAAGCCCUAGUCUGUGAUUUUGGUGGGCUUACCUUGGGAGGGUGGGAUGUGUACCUGAGGCAUGAUGGGAGUUGCCAGAACCAGUGUCGUCUCAUUCACUUUACCGGAUUAGCUUCCUCUUGGUCGCUGUGGCCUUGUAAUACAAAGACACAUUCUCUGCCCUUGAGGAGUUUUUAGUCUAGUGGAAAAAAAAAAAAAGGCUGACAUUCACCACAUUGAAUGAUAAGGGAUAGAUUAGCCUGGAGGAAGAAAACCUAUUUAUUCUGGCCUAGGGGUAAGCCUUAAAGAGAAGAAGGACUUUCCAGGAUUUCUAGGGUUUCUGCCCUAAGCGAAUGGGAGGAGUUAGAAAGGCAUUCCAAGAGGUGGGACCUGCUCCUAUGAAUAAAUGCCUGAGGACAAAAGAGUAUUCUGUGUUGCAAAUUGUAGGAGUAGUAGGAAUAGGAAUAAAUAGUGGGAGGGGGAGAGGUCUUCCUGGCCCGGUCCUAAGGAGUUUACGUGGUGGCCUCUGGAUUUUGGAUUCCUUUUACGUUCCUACGCAGACCCUGAAGGCCUUUGGCCAAGUAAAUUAUUUACGUUUUAGAGGAUCCGAGUUGUACAGAGUGGAGUGAAGGAGGGCAAGACUGGAACAGGCCAGUGAGGCAGCUGCACAGAAGAGAUGGAAGGUUGGAACUGAGGCCUUGGCAUUGACAGUGGAAAUGGAGAGAAGUCAGUGGAGAGACUGCUCACCGAGGUAAAGUGGUCCGCAUAGGCUGGCCCGACGUAGAUUGGGGGAUCAUCCGCACGGGGAUGACAGCUGAGGCUGUAGAAGCAGAAACAUUUGGCUUAGUCUGGUUCUUAAUCUUCUGGGGGAAUCUGAUGAACUCUGUGGAUUCUUCUCCAGAAGAAUGUAUUUAUGCAUGUUUACAGUUCGUGCAUGUGGCUUGAAACUUGGGAUCAUAACCUGUAGUCUGGGGGGAGAUGUAGAGUGGAAGGUAAAAUGAAAGGCUGUAGAAAUGUUUCGUUUAAUUCAUUUUUUUUGUGUUUGUGACUUUAUCACUGCCAUUUCAUAGAUGAGGAAAUAGAUUUACUUGCUCAAGUUCAGUCAGGCAUCUUUAUUUUAACAGUUUAAUGGGCUGCUAACAUUUUGUGGGAAAACCUGGAUUUUGACCUUUUGAAAAGUCGCUAAGAUUUAGAAACCUUGGGUCUGCGGUUUUUUUUCCCCUUUUUCUUUUCUUUUUUAAAAAAUCACAACAACUUGCUGGAGCUGGUUUGAGUGAGCCCCUUUUAGAUGAGCAAAGUUUGCCAGUCUGUCCCUGGCCCGCCCUUGUGGCGCAUUUAGGCAUUUCAUCUUGCAUCCCUACAAACUAAGAAGAAGAAAAUCUUGGGGAAUAUUGACAUUUAAGUGUGGGAGCAAGAAAAAGGAAGCCACUGAGCUGCCAGAAAGGAGAGAUUUUCAAGAGAAAGUGGUCAACAGUGUCAGAUGCUGCAGAGGUUAAGUAAGAUAAGGAUGGAAAAGUGUAUGUGAAAUUUAGCAACAAAGACAUCCUUAGUUUCAGAUUCUUAGAACAAAAGAACUUUGAGGACUAUAGUUAUAACUUAGUUUUUCUAAUGGUCCUACAGUAUAGGGUUUCUGUAACGAUCGAGAGUGACUGUGGCGUGGACAGGAACUCAGCAUUUGUUGUAAAGGAUUGUUAUAUGGAGCUCAUCAGUGCUGUAACCAGAUCAAGCACUGCUCAUUAGUAUUUUCCACCACAAGAAUAUCAGUAUAUAGAUGCUGUAUAGAAGGUAAAAAAUAUUUUUAACGUUGGAUUCUUAAUAUAGAUUAAAGGAAACAAUUCUUAGCGGAUUCUAUUACCCUGGCCCCAAGAAGGUGGGAGGGCCUGACUUAAUGGAGAAUAACCCUGUACCAUUCAGAAAAGCACGAGCAGCUGCAGAGUGCGUUUUAGCCCUGCAGCUUCUAGAUUAAAAUGAUAAUACCAAUAAACUACUACUUACUGCUUCUAAUAGUAGUUAAGAUGAAGUGAUUACUACGUGCUGGGUACCGUGCUAAGUAUGGUUCAUGAAAUACCUAAUUUAAUUCUCCCAAACAACUCAGUGAGGUACAUGCUGUUAUAGUCCUCUCCUUACAUACGAGAAAACUGGAACCUAAAUAAUUUGCCCAAGGUCACACACCUAGUAAUUAGCAGAACCAGAUUGGAGCACCAUCUCUGAUACCCGCUAGAGCCGAAGAGUGCUCUCAACUGCUACGUAAACUAUGCUUAAAUGAAUCAGCUAAGGAACUCAACUAGUGUAAAGGCCAUUUUUUAUUUAAAUUCAUUAUGCAGACUUAUUUGUACAGUGCUGUUUGAGCAUAGAUAUUCAGUAAGCACUUACUUGGUUUAAUUUUGAACUUUAUGAUGAGGAGUAUUUAUGUUUUGAGAUGAUAGACAAUUUUUCCCCCUGAUCUUUUUCUUCAGAUCACAUCAUUGGGCAGAUUUUCAUCAUUUCCGAGUCCAGUUUUACCACUUUUCACAUUUAUAUGUGGGAUGUUAGUUUUUUGUUUUUGUUUUUUAGUGAGUACACUCAACUGUUUAGUAUCUCAUUACCUUUUUUAGCUCCAUGAAGUUGAGUUAAAACUUACUUCAACAAAAGCUUAAAAUGGGGAGAAAAGUUUUUUAAAACCUGAAAGUAUAUGACUCUGGGAUAAGUAAAUUUUUUUUCAUUGUAUUAAAUAUAUUAGAAAGCUAACAUUCUGGGAAUUUAGGUGCUGAUUUAAAAAAAUUGUAAGGUAUGUUGUUGGUCUAGCUCUUAAAAGGGGGUAGAAUAUAAAAUUACAGAUAGCAAUUAGGGGAAAAUGCUGUGGCAGUGGAAUGAACACGCUUCUGAAACACGAGACUCGAAAGAACAGUAAUGACAUACAGAGUUUCCACAUGGAUGUGGUACAUGGCAGUCCCAAAGAGAAUAAUGUUCAUAUUUUGGUCAGAUUGGUUUAUGUGUUGCUGUGGGGAGACUGAAAGGGCCAUAGGUUGCUUUUGUCAAAAGCUUGUCUUUUUCUCCCUGCUAAUGUCUUAUUCCUCUAUAUUUGUAAAGAAGAAACUAUGGAAAGAAAACAUUUUAUUUUCUAAUUAAACUCAGCAUAGAAUAUCAAGGAAGGGUUUUUUUUUUUUUUAAAGAUUUUAUUCACUCAUUUGAGAGAGAGAGAGAGAGCAUAAGCAGGAGAGGGAGAAGCAGGCUUCCCGCUGAGCAGGGAGCCCAACGCGGGGCUCGAUCCCAGGACCCCGGGACCAUGACCUGAGCCGAAAGCAGACGCUUAACCGACUGAGCCACCCAGGAGCCCCUAAGAGGGUGUUUUUAAGAUUUUACACUUAACCGUUAUUUUGCUCUUGAAUUCCAGUAUAUGGAUAUGUUUGCCAUGAAAAUAUUGGUUCUGUGAGACUGUUCUCAGUAAUGAUUACUUUUGACUUUGGGUAAUAAAUAAGGGUGUAUAUUCUACUGCCGCUCUAAGAAGUGCUUAAUUACUUGCAUUCUCUUCUUUACGGAAGCAUAGAUCCACUUGUAUUCCAAACAAGUUAUUUCCACAGCUGAAGGUAAUAUCUACAGUUGCUGUUAAUAAAUUGAGUAUGGUUGGGAUUUUUUUCUUCUUUUUUGAAGUGAUACUGAUCAUGUGUUAAAAAGUAGAGCUUAGGGUAUAGCUUUUCUUCUUCAUGGAUUAGACCAUGCAGUAGUGUUUAAAUAUUAGGGUCUGUAAGAAUUUGAUUAAGAUCAUGUGGACUUUAUAUAUCUUUUUAUUUUAUUUAUUUAUUAAAAGAUUUUAUUUAUUUAUUUGAGAGGGAGAGAGAGCAAGCGAAAGCACAAGAGCAGGGGGAGGGAGAAUUGGAAUCCCUGCUGAGCAGGGAUCCAGAUUUGGCGAUUCAGGGCUCCAUUCGGUGAUUUGGGGCUCCAUCCCAGGAUGCUGGGAUCAUGACCUGAGUCUAAAGGAGCCGCUUAACUGACUGAGCCACCCAGGUGCCCCAAUAUAUCUUUUUUUUUUUUUUUAAGAUUUUAUUUAUCUGAGAAAAGAGCAUGAACAGGGGGAGGGGCAGGGGGAGAGGAGGAAGCAGACUCCCCACUGAGUGGGUAGCCCAACAUAGGACUCGAUCCCAGGACCCUGAGAUCAUGACCUGAGAUGAAAGCAGACACUUAACAAACUGAGCCACCCAGAUGCCCCUCCUCUAUAUCUUACAACAAAUGUUAAGGAGUGAAGGCUAUGUGAACUUCACCUUUGGAGUUGGGGUAAAGAACUUCAAUUGUAGACGGCUGCAUGUAAAAAAUGAAAAAAAAGUAGGCUUUUUUCCCUGAGAUCUGCCUUAGUGCUUUUGUUAUGAUUUCUUUAGUUAAAAAGAAAAACCUGUAAAUGUAGAGAAGACUGGAUGAAUAGUUGUUUCCAGUUAAUAGACGAAGUGAUUUUGAUAUAAUUAAUACUCAUUUAGUAGGAAGUUCGAUUUUUGAAGCAGAGGGCCAUUUUCCUCCAGCAUUUGUUACUUUUUAUGGUAUACAAAGUGAGUCUGAAUACAUUAGAGGAUUGGAAAUACUAAGUAUGAAGAUUAAGUUGAGCCUUUUUUUUUUUUAGAGAGAGAACUUUUUUUUUUUUUUAAGAGAGAGUGAGAGAGAACACAGGGAGGGGGGCAGAGGGAAAAGGAGAGAGAAUCUUAAGCAGGCUCCACGCCUAGCACAGAGCCCUGUGCGGGGCUUGAUCUCACAACUCUGAGAUCAUGACCUGAGCUGAAAUCAAGAGUCAGUCACUAAACUGACUGAGCCACCCAGGCACCCCUAAAUUGAGCAUUUAAAAGAGGGAUUUGAAAAUGAAGUGUUGAUUGUUCAAAAGGAAGAUGGAAAGAAUGAUAUAGAGUUGGCUUUUAGUAGGAUUUUAAAAUACUAAAAGUCAAAGAAAUGGGAAGAAAAAAUCACAGGUAGAUAGAAAAAAAUUAAGGUUCAAUAGAAGUUGUUUAUAAAAUGUUGAAAUUAAACCCCUUUUUAUAAUGUCAUAGAGGUGAUUAGUGAGAGUUUUGGCUCCUUGUGGCAAAUACUGAAGGAGGGCAGUUGGGUAGAUUAAUGAAUUCUUCGAGUUAGAAAGUUGAAUAGGCAGAUUUUAAUGCAUUCUUUUAUUUAAGAUUUUAUUUAUUUAUUAGAGAGAGAGAGCGCGCGCGUGCGCGCGCGAGCAUGGGGAGGGGGCGGGCGGAGGGAUAAGCAGACUUGCUGAGCAGGAAGCCGGCUGGAUGCCCUGGGAUCAGGACCUGAGCUAAAGGCAGUUGCUUAACCAACUGAGUCACCCAGGCACCCCUGCAUUCUUGCGUAUUUUUUAAACAUUAUUUGCUGAAUAGACAUUGGGUGCCACAUUAUAUGACAUCUAUUUGAUGUUCAUGAGAUAUUCUGGAAUAUUCAAAAACUUUCACGUUUCUAAAUUACACUUUCUCUUGCUGUAUGACUGUGGCUAUUAGAAAUUAUUGUAUAGACUAUUUGAAGUCCUGAUUUAGUGAUUUUUAAAAGAAUUAUUUAAUGAUCCCUGGGUGAAUCUAGUAACCUUUGUUUCAGGUAGACCACCAGGAAUUAAGAGUUAUUGUCACAGAAGCUGUUGAUGUAAGUGGCUGUAUUUGUUGAGCACCUAUUAACUUCUGGGCACUGUGCUAGGUCCUGGGAUGUAUAAUGAUGAACAGAAAAUUGUUCGUCUCUUUGGGAACUUUAUUUUUUAGGUGGGAAGACAACAGAAGAAUAAGCAGUUACAGAAUGUGAUGACUGCCAAAACAGGGAAAUGCAUGGAGCACGUAACUAACUCAGCCUUUGGUAAUCUGCAUGUGGCGUGACUAAGCUGAGUCCUGAAGCAUUGGCCUCCAGCUGGCCGGAGAUGGGGGCACACAGAGAGGGAAGAUGUCUACUGCUCUGGGCAAAGGGAGCAGCCUUUUAGAUCUGAGGAGACUAGAGGAGCCUGGGUGCUCAGAGCUGUGGGUGAGGUCCUCUAGUUGUGCACUUCCUUUUGAACCCAUCUCAUCUUAGAGACUGUAUCUUCUAAAGGUGAAAAUUGUCUUUUUUUUUUAAUUUAAGUUUUUAUUUUAAUUCCAGUUAACACACAGUGUUAUAUUAGUUAAAAAUUGCAUCUUUUGCUGUUAUAUUUUCCACAGCUUCUGAGAAAAUGAUGGGCUUUUCACAAGUGUUUAAUAAAUACUUGCCAUUAAAGCUAGAGUCAUGUGGAUUUCACAUAGUGAAAUGAAUUGAGUCAAGUUUAUUAACUUUUUUAAUAGCAUAUUGAUUCUUUAAAAAUAGAUUACAAAAGUAAUGUGUUUAUUAUAAAAAAUUAGAUAAUACAUUUAUGAUCUUGGUUUUAUUUUGGUAUAUUUUACUAUGCAGAUUUUUUUUUUUUUUUUAAGAUUUUAUUUAUUUAUUUGAGACAGAGAGAAUGAGAGAGAGAGAGCACAUGAGAGGGGCGAGGGUCAGAGGGAGAAGCAGGCUCCCUGCCGAGCAGGGAGCCCGAUGCGGGACUCGAUCCAGGGACUCCAGGAUCAUGACCUGAGCCGAAAGAAGUCGCUUAACCAACUGAGCCACCCAGGCGCCCCACUAUGCAGAAUUUUAAAAUAGAUUUCUGGUUAAUGAUGGUGGAAUACUGACAUCUUUGUUCUCUCUAAACCAACUAGAAAUAAUAAGGAGCAUGAGAAACAGAAAAGCAGCUCAUUCUUUGAUAACUAACAAAAUCUUGUAACCAGAAUUUGUGAAUUAGUGCCGGUAAGUGCAGUGAAAAUUGAACCAAAGCAGAAGGAUGACAGGAGAGCAUGAACUCAGGCAAAGUGAGGGCACAGCCUUCUGCCAAGUGGCUGACCCACCAUGGGAACAAAACCAAUAAGCCGCGUAUGUGGAAUGACAAAGUUGGUAUGUACAUUGGGCUCCCUGAGUGGCAAGAGGUGAGGCUGAAUUACGGACUGUGCAUACUAUUUUUUUCAAGAAGUUUAGAGUGGAGGAGAAACUGGCAGCAAGCAGCCUUACAGCUGCCGAUCUUGGUCAACUGAAGAGGAAUAAAGCCUACAUUAUCAUCCCCUGAAAAUCUAUGGCAUGUGGGCCUCUGUGAGUUGGGGAGGCGAGUUCAGCAUUGAGUUGAGCUUCAAGGGAAGAGUGUUGGUGAUAAUCAUUUUCAGAAACAGCACAGCAAGUGAAAAUUAUGAACAGAGAUCCCUAUGGUGGGAGGUGGCAUGUGAAGUUGAGGAUGAGAUAUAGCUCCUCUGAGGCAGGAGUCUAAAGAUGAGACACAAAAGCUCAAGAAAUCAAUGAGAAGACAACAGGAAGAGAUAAGAGUGAACUGAUGGAACCAGGUUACAAAAUAAAAGAUUCUUGUCAUUAUUAGAAAUGAAGGUCACUUUCAAAGCAGCAGAUACACACUCUAGCUGGGAAUACUGGAGGUAAGCUUGAGAGAUAUGAGCAAUCCAAAAUGGAAAAGAGUAAAAAUUAAGAAAGACUAGAGAAUAAUAGAUAUGAAACAUAGUGAAUUUAGCAUACCAGUAAUUGAUAUCCCUGACAUAUAGAAUCCUUGAAGCAGAAAGAAUUUGUCAAGACGUUAGGAGUUUCCCACAAUAAAAGACCUGACAUUUUAGAAUGGUUUCUAGUCUUUAAAUGUAAAGACUAUUAUUGGGUCAAAAUGGAAAAAAAAAAAAAAAGUCCAGCCCCCUAUAAAAUAAGAGGCUGGCCUUACAAGCUUUUCCAUUCUGUAACACGUGAAAAAACGCAGUCACUAGAUAAAAAAAUAUGACCCAAGAAUUUUACAUCCAGGCAAGCUAUAGUUUAAUAUCAAUUGACACAUGUUUCCAAACAGAAAAACUUCGGCUUAGUUCUCAUUAACUUAGCCGUGCAGGUCAGGGGAGGGUGGGGGACAGGGCCGGAGAAGGGAGGAAACUUUUGAAUCAAGAGAUGAGUUUAAAACUGAGUUAAAAGGAUUAGUGAUUAGCAUUAAAUAAAUUUAAAUGUAUAACUAAUAUUAAUGCUAAUAUUAAUAUUGUGGCAAUGUAGAAAUAUAAGGGAAAAAUUAAGAGUUGGGGAUUGGGUAGAUGGUUACAAAAAUGAAAAUUUUUCUCAUCAUUCAUAACAUGAGAUCAAUCACAAUAAUGCUAAGUACAGCUGACCCUUGAACAACAUGGUUUGAACUGUGCAGGUCCAAACUAGAUUUUUUUUCUAUAAAUACAGUACUGUAAAUGUAUUUUCCUUAUGAUUUUCUUAAUAUUUUCUUUAGCUUACUUUAUUAUAAGAAUAUAGUAUGUAAGACGUAUACAUGAGAAAUAUGUAUUAAUGAACUCUUUAUAUUAUCAGUAAAGCUUCUGGUCAACAGCAGGCUCUUAGUAGGUAAGUAAGGUCAAAAGUUAUACUUGGAUUUUUGACCAAGUAGGGUGUUGGUGCCCCUAAUUCCUGCAUUAUUCAAGGGUCAACUAUAUACUAAUUUUCUUAAUGUGGAGUAAAGAGAUGUUAUCUAAAGGACAUAGACUAUAAAUCUUCCAAGAAAACAGACUAUAUAGUGAAAUAUGUAAUAAAAAUUAAAAGUAUUAAAAAAGAUAAAAUUAUGACAAACUAUUUGUCAUAAACAAAUACAAAAUUAUAAAUUGGAUAAACUAAUUUAUUAGAAAAUGACAGAUUGGAGCAAAAAAGUUAAAUCCAUUAAGAGAGGCAUCUGAAAAGGGACCAGCAAGUAAUAUUUUAGUAAGUUUAUUGUAUAUUUACUUAUUUAGUGAAUUUUUUAGGUGUGGUGACCAUAUAAUCUCUUUUGCAAGUACUCAGUUCUACUGACAACGAUGUGAAAGCAGCCAUAGAUAACAUGUAAAUGAAUGAACAGGACAGUGUUCCAGUAAAACUAUUUACAAAAACUAGUAGUGGGCCACAUUUGUCCUGAAAGCCAGUUUGCUGACCCAUGAUCAGAAGACUUUUAAAGUAAAAGGUUAAUAGCAUGAUAAUGGAAUAACAACAUACCUUGGAAACAUUCUUUUUCAAGCAUACCUAUUAGACCCCAAAGAAAAUAUCUGUCAAAUCCAAAAAGCAGAGAUAUAUGCAGAUUAUGCUUUUUUUUUUUAUGCUCUUUAUUCUUAACAAGAACUAAAGCAAAAGAAAGUAUAAAACUUUGCCGUCUGAGAAAAUGAAGUAACCCUUGGGCCAAAGGAAAAACUGAAAACUCAAAUCCAAAUCAACUAGAAAGUACUGAUAAUCAAAAUUCUAUGUUGUACCUCUGGGAUAUGACUAAAGCAGUACUCUUGAGGAAAAGUCAUAAAUAAAAAUAAAGUACUAAGCAAGAAAAGAUUGAGAUAGUAAGAUAGUUCAGCCCAAGAAGUUACCAAAAAAAAACCCCCACAAAAAACAAAGAAAGUAGAAAGAAGAUACUAGCAAAUAUAAAAGCAGAAAUUGAUGAAUUUAGAAAACAUACAUGGAGGUACUAAUAAAUCCAAGAGAUCUGGCUUUUUUAUUUAUUUGUAUUUUUGAAGAUGUUGAUAACAAUAUUAAGCAGGUAAACUCCUGUUGAGCCUAAUCAUGAACAAAGGGAGAACUUGCAAAUGUCACCUGUGUAUGAAUGCACACAGAAUAUGAGAUUGAAUCCCAGGUAUUCAGGAAAUUAAAUGUAAGUGGACAUAUUGCUAAAUUGUGUGCAGGUAAAUUUCAAAACCUGAUGUGCACAAAAAAGCACUGUGAGGCCCAGGCAACCUUCUAAGGAACAUUAUAACUGCAGUGCUUUUUAACUUGUUUCAGAAUAUAGAAAAAGGGAAAGGUUUUCUAAGUUAUUUUUGGAACUAUUAUUUUGAUACCAAAUUCUGAAAAAAUAUUUUAAAAAACCCCUAAGCUCUAGACCAUUUUCAAAUUACAAAAAUCCUAAAAAUUAGCAAAUGUAAUUUAGCAAAGAGUAAUACACGAUGACCAAGUUCUCAGUAUGAAGUAUCAGGAAAUACUAAAUACAUCAGUAUUGGGAAAUACUAAAUGCCAUGUUUUUAACAGUACAAAAGAGAAACAUGAUUUUCUCUCAAGCUGUAAAAGAAUUUGGUAAAAUUAACCAUCAUUCUGAGUUUUUUUUUUUUUUAAGAAACAACUCUUAAUAAAACAGGAAUUACUUGAUACUUACUUAACAUAACAGGAAAUAAAUUUUAUGGUAAAAGCUUCUGUUAUUUCUACCAUUGACUGUAAGCAAUGGUAGGAAUAACAGUGGUCCCCAUUAUUAUUAACAUUAUUCCAGCAGUUCUGGCCAAUUCAAAUGGGGGGAAAAAAAGAUGUAUAAAAAUUGGAAAGAAAGGGGAAAUCAUCAGUCUAGAUACAUCACAUGUGAUUGUAGAUCUAGAAUAGGUCUUAAAAGUGAAGGUUGUCCUUCAUAUCCCUCCCAUCCCUGCCCCCAGUCUUUCUAUGAUUUAUAAAAUAUUCUCAUAAGAUAGAUAUAUUGGCUACUUUUUUCACUUAUAUCCAGUGUAUUUUUUUCCCCAAAGUUCAUACAGUUUUACUUGAACUAAUUUACGAAAUAUUUAAUACUGACCAGGUGGAUGAGCAAGCCAAAGAGAGUAUAAAAAUGAAACAGCAUGGGGCAUCUGGGUGGCUCAGUCGGUUAAGUGUCCGACUCUUGAUUUUGGCUCAGGUCACGAUCUCAGGGUUGUGAGAUCCGGGUCCCACGUCAGGCUCUGUGCUGGGCAUGGAGCCCCCCCCCCUUAAGAUUCUCUCUCUCCCUCCCCUUCUCUCCCUCUCUAUUAAAAAAAAAAAAAGCAUGGGUUUGCUUUGAAAUAUUUCCUGUCUUUGAGCAUCUAGACCUUUAGGGCAGUUAAAUUUUUAAUACAACUUUUUCUCCUUGUAUCCUAAUAAAGUAAAAAGGGAAAGCUCUUAUUUUUGUUUUUUGUUUUGUUUUUUAAGAUUUUAUUUAUUUAUUUGUCAGAGAGCACAAGCGAGGGGAGCGGCAGGCAAACGGGUAAGCAGUCUCCCUGCUUAGCAAGGAGCCCAAUGCAGGACUCGAUUCCAGGACCCUAGGAUCAUGACCUGAGCCGAAGGCAGACGCUUAACUGACUGAACCACCCAGCCGUCCCGAAAGCUCUUAUUUUUGAUUUACAUUGAUAUCUAAUUAGGUUUACUCAGCAAUGAAUGUGAUUUUUAUUAACUAAGCUAAUACUUCAGUUGUUUUUUCUGCUACAGUGAAAUACUCAAGGGCAAUAGAAAUUCUCUAUCACCAACAGGUAGAAUGUAAGUAAUAAGAAGCAUUGACAUUUUUUAAUAACCUCAUUUGUUCAGUGCUUAACAUGCACUAAGCAAGGUAGUUGGUGUGUUGCAUGCUUUGUAUCCUUAGAGCAACCUGAUGAUAACAUAGCUACUAUUAUUAGCCCUAUUUUACAGAUGAUAAAACUGAGGCUGUAUUAUUUAUUCAAGGUAACACUAAGUGGCAGAUUUUGGCAAACGUGUCUUCUGACUCCUUUAAGCAGAUAUGUGUCUUGACAUUUAUGGGUAUAAGGAAUUUCAUGCUCAGUUUUGUAAAGAAGAGCGUGUUCUGGAGUUUUUUUGUAGUUAGUAUUCAAGCUAUUCCAUCAGCCCAUCUGGAUGACUUGUAGAUUCUGGAGAAAGUAGAUUAAACCACAGGGGCCCACUACAGCCUGACUUGACAAAUCUGUUUUCACUGUAGACUGUCUUGGUGUUAUAAUAUGGAAAUGUUACUGCUGGCCAUUCUGUGUGCAGAGAAGUAGUGGGUGUUACGUGGUUUCUUCCUUCCAUUUGUUACUAAAACUCCAAACAUUUAAGUCCUGAUUCUUACCGUAUUUACUGUAAUUGGCUGCAGCAUGUGGUAUAUAGCCAUGCCCUGGAUGGUGGAAGUGUAGUUAGGUGACUACUCUUUGGGCUCAAGAAGUUUACAUUUUGGAUGGGAUAAAUGUGGGGAAAUAAUUCCGGGGAAAAUGACUUCUAAAACAGGAAUUUGCCCCCCCUUUUUGUAUUUCAUAGAAACAUUUGUUGUAAAUGGCCAAAUAUUUUGUCAACAUAUCAAUAUGUCAAAUUUCUGAGGGACGUUUUAAGUCUACAGGUUCAUUCCAUUGGUAUUGUGAAGAGAUUUGCAUUCUGAAAAUAGAUGUAGCAUUCAACCACCAGUAAUGAAAUACAAAGACCUGCCGCCUUAAUUUGUUUGAAAGAGCCCCGCUGGUUUGAGACAAUCUGCUUCAUCUUGAUUCUGCAGCAUUCCAAACUGUGGUAUCCUUGGGGUUCUCUUAACAUUGCAAUGGUGCAGAAGAUUUAAAAUCAGCUGAUGUUCACAAGGAAUAGAGUCACGUGAUGUAUGAAGGGAAACAUAUACACUUCUCUGAGGUUGACAAUAAGCCCUUGUGCUCAUAUAGCCCCAAACUGUGCAAGCAGCGGCGACUCAACGGGUACGCUUUCUGUAUCAGACACGUUCUGGAGGACAAGACUGCCCCCUUCAAGCAAUGUGAAUAUGUGGCCAAGUAUAACAGCCAACGCUGCACCAACCCCAUCCCCAAAUCAGAGGAUCGUCGGUACUGCAACAGCCACUUGCAGGUACUUGGCUUUAUCCCGAAAAAAGAGAGGAAGAAAAAGAAUGAUCCUAUAGAUGAGGUGAAGGUCAGGCACCAGAUGGAUACCAUGGCCUUUAGCCUGACGGUGCCCCCGUUGGCCUUGAAGAUGCCCAACGGGCUGGAUGGAAUGUCCCUCUCUCCACCCGGGGCUAGGGUCCCUCUCCACUAUCUGGAAACCGAGUUGGAAGACCCAUUCGCUUUCAACGAGGAAGAUGAUGACCUAAAGAAAGGGGCAACUGUGAGAAAGAAGUUGCAGAGCAAGUUGGCCCAGAAUCGGCAGCGCCAGAGAGAGACGGAGAUUUUAAAAGUCCGACAAGAGCACUUUAGUCCCCCUCCUGCGCCUUCACAGCAGCAGGCCCCGCCGCAGCUCUCCCACCUGUCACCUUUAGCCUCGUCCUUGAAACCUCCAGCGCCACCGCCACCGCAGGGUGUAGUCUGCAAGUCCCCUCCACCUCCGAGCACCAGCCUACCAAUGCAGGGAGUGGCCCCCACCACACACACUGUAGCACAAGCGAGGCCGCUGCCCCUCCGGCCAUCCAGUAGGGCUCCCGCCGCGGACCCGCCCCGGACUGACCGGGUCCUCAUGAAAGCCACAGCCUUCUCUCCACACUUCUCCUGCAUAAGUCGCCUGCACAGACUGGUGAAACUGUGCACCCAGAAACAUCAGUUGGACACUGAUCUCUUUCCCCAUUUAGGUUUGGACUGGUCCGAAGAGAGCGGGGAGGAACUAGAGGACUCAGAGCAGGCCUCGCCAUACCAGGUGGCAUGGUCCAUCCGAGAAACCCUCAGAUACGAAAGACACACGUCAGAUGACGAUGAUACGGAGAGUAGGAGCUCCAGGGUGACCCAACUUUGCACUUACUUUCAGCAGAAAUAUAAGCACCUCUGCCGCCUGGAGCGGGCAGAAUCUCGUCAAAAGAAAUGCCGGCACACGUUUAGGAAAGCCUUGCUGCAGGCGGCCAGCCGAGAGCCGGAGUGUACUGGUCAGUUAAUGCAGGAACUGCAGAGAGCUGCAUGCAGCCGAACCAGCAUAAGCCGGACCAAGUUGAGGGAGGCGGAGCCAGCAGCGUGCAGUGGAACCGUGAAGGGUGAACGGUGCCCUAACAAAGCCCUUCCAUUCACCAGACAUUGUUUCCAGCAUAUCCUCUUGAACCGCUCUCAGCAGCUUUUCUCAAGUUGCACGGCCAAGUUUGCAGACGGACAGCAGUGCUCUGUGCCCGUGUUCGACAUUACACACCAGACCCCUCUGUGUGAAGAGCAUGCCAAAAAAAUGGAUAAUUUCUUGAGAGGAGAUAGCUCCCGUAAAGUUCAGCACCAGCAGCAGAGGAAACCCAGGAAAAAAACCAAGCCUCCUGCACUUACCAAAAAACACAAGAAGAAGAGAAGGCGUGGACCUCGUCGACCCCAAAAACCCAUUCCCCCUGCAGUACCCCAAGGGAACCUCAGCAUGCCCACCAGCGUCUCACUGCCAGUGGAGGUUGCUCAGAUCCGGAGCCCGUCCACGCCGGAGCUGAGUGCUGAUGAGUUGCCGGAUGACAUUGCCAAUGAGAUCACUGACAUUCCACAUGACUUGGAAUUGAACCAGGAGGACUUUUCAGACGUCCUGCCACGGCUACCUGAUGACUUACAAGACUUUGAUUUUUUUGAAGGAAAGAAUGGAGACCUCCUUCCAACUACCGAAGAGGCCGAGGAACUUGAACGGGCCCUGCAGGCUGUAACUUCUCUUGAGUGCCUGAGUACCAUUGGGGUACUUACCCAGUCAGAUGGUGUGCCAGUCCAGGAGUUGUCAGAUAGAGGAAUAGGGGUGUUCUCCACAGGUACUGGAGCUUCAGGAAUUCAGUCCUUGAGCCGAGAAGUUAACACGGACCUAGGGGAGCUAUUGAAUGGGCGCAUAGUACAUGAUAAUUUCUCUAGUCUAGAGCUGGAUGAGAACCUGCUCCGUUCUGCUACCUUGUCUAACCCACCUACACCCCUGGCAGGGCAGAUCCAGGGGCAGUUCUCUGCCCCAGCCAACGUUGGCCUUACUUCUGCCACUCUGAUCAGCCAGAGUGCACUUGGGGAGAGAGCCUUCCCAGGACAGUUUCAUGGACUACAUGACGGCAGCCAUGCCUCCCAGAGGCCACACCCUGCCCAGCUGCUGAGCAAGGCAGAUGACCUCAUCACCUCACGACAGCAAUACAGCAGUGAUCAUUCACACUCCUCGCCCCAUGGAAGCCAUUACGAUAGCGAGCACGUGCCGUCUCCCUACAGUGACCAUAUCACCUCUCCCCACACAGCAUCUUAUUCUGGUGAUAAUAUGGCAGCUACCUUUUCAGCAGAGAUGCCCAUUAUGGCGCAGCACUUGCUCCCAACCCAACUUGAGGUGCCACUUGGAGGAGUCGUAAACCCCAGAACUCACUGGGGCAAUCUCCCUGUCAACCUUGGAGAUCCCUCUCCAUUUAGCAACCUUCUCGGCGCAGAUGGACAUCUUCUUUCCACUUCCCUAUCCACACCACCCACCACGUCGAACUCAGAGACCACACAGCCUGCCUUCGCCACCGUGACCCCCAGCAGCUCCAGUGUGCUUCCGGGGUUACCGCAGACCAGCUUCAGUGGCAUGGGGCCUUCUGCUGAACUCAUGGCCUCCACCUCUCCCAAGCAGCAACUCCCUCAGUUCAGCGCAGCCUUCGGCCACCAGCUGAGUUCUCACAGUGGCAUUCCUAAGGACCUGCAGCCCAGCCACAGCUCGAUAGCCCCUCCUACAGGCUUCACAGUAACAGGUGCCACAGCUACAAGUACCAAUAAUGCAUCUUCUCCCUUUACCUCCCCUAACUGAGCGUGUCUGUGUGUUUGCAGGCAGGUGGGGAACCUGGUGUUUUCUAUCUUUGUUUCCUGUUUAGCAUCCCUUUCCCCCUUUUCCUAAAGAAGAUUUUAAAAAUAACAGAUGGGGACUAAAGGGGAACUCCCUUUCCCGGUUCAGCAAGCAAGCCUGCGGCGGACCUUGCUUCAGUGUUCACGCGUGCUCCUUCGCACUGGUGCUCAUUCCCUCCUGGCGGGUUCUCUCUACCCCAAUGGUUUCCUUAGUGGCUCAGCACAGUGACUGGCUAGAGUUGAUUUUUAGCAGCAAGUCCUAGAAGUGGAAGAUACCUCAGAUUACCAGUGCCCUUUACUAUUUCCUAGUAUUCAGAUCAAUGCUUUCCAUUCUAUGACCAGGUCUUUACGGAGGUGGUUCUAGAUAGAAUGGUCCUAUUCAUUGAGUUCCUGUGUAAGCGGUAGCGGUGGUGCAUAGCGGGCAGAUCGAGGCUCUGCCUUAGCACCAACUGCUAGACACCACAUGAGGCCAGGAUUCCAUCCCUAAUCGUGAUCAUGUUCAAUUAAAAAGAAAAAAAUUAGUCUUUUGACCGCCUUUGUGUAUGUGUGUGCCCAUGUGUGUGUUUUUGUGCAGGGCAGGAAGCAGCUGUCCCGUUGUUGUUGUUGUUGUUGUUGUUGUUUUAUUUCUUUUUCCUAACGAGCGUAAGGCUCUGACUUCUCCUUUCCCACAUCUCAGAACCCUUAUCAGGUUGGUCAUUCCCCCUGAAUUAGCAAAGUCUCCCGCGCACAGAGGGUGGUGGGCUGAUGAUGCGAAUUGCACAAGCCCGUUCUGCUUGGUGAUCCGAGAAUGCAGAAAGCCGAAUUCACGUCAGGGCCGUGCGGACGCCACAGAAAGCUCAUGUGGAGUGACUGCAGGGUUGCUGAGAUUCUGAGGUCCGGUGGUUACUUUGCCUUUUUAGAUGCGCAUUUUGUUUCUCCAUCCCUCUCUCAUGGAAUACGUUCACGAGAUGUAAUUAUAAAAAGACCGUAUUUUGAUGUGAAAAGCAGGAUAGGUCAGCUAGAUUUGGAAAGAUGGGAUCUCUGAACUCCUUGAUCCGUCUUUUACUUUUGACUUUUUCAUGUUUACAGUAGUGAUUCUUCGGUAAGAUUUGUAAAAUGUUGAAGACACUUGUAGAAUCAAUGUACCAGUUGUGAAGUGAUGUGUAAUAUCUGAAGGAUACACAUUUUAAAGUUUCUUUCAGAGCAGAAUAUGGAAAUUAGACAUAAAUUGUACCCACCCUUUGGUACUUUUAAAAUAAUUGAAGUAGUUAGGUUUAAGUUUGGGGAAAUUUUUUUUAAAGUACCAGGAUUUUAGGGUUAAAAAUCAUAUUGUUUAGUGAGUUGGUGACUAUGAAAUAAAUCUAUGAGGUUUCUUUUUACCUGCCUUCUCCCCUGCCCCCUCCCCAAGGGUGGAACUAGAUUCUAAAGGCAUCUGUGCUCUGCUUUUGCUGAGAAGUUUCACUGUCCCCUGAGAUACCAUUGGCUAUUUGUACCUGAGUCUAGUCUAAUUUACAUAUAUAUAUUUUAAAAGAUGAGUAGAAAGAACAUAUCUAUUAAUGAUGUGAUAUAAUAAUUCAUUUGUCAGGGAAUAUUUGAUCUUAAUUCCUUUUCAAUAGGUAAAGAUUUGGAUGUAUUUUCCUACUUCCUGUAUGUAUUCUCUUUAUGCCAUGCUAAUUCUAACCAGUCCCUUCUUUUGAAAGCUUUUCUUUCUCUGCUUUUUAAAGGAAUGAUGGUGAUCAGCAGGCAUUAUGCAGAUACCACGUGCCUGAGAUUAUGGAGGGGAAAUGUCACAUGACUGUAUGAAAUCAUUAUAUGCCCUAUUUUGUAUUUAUUGAAGUUUUCUUUUUGUGGGCCAAAAAUACAUUUGUAAUAUAUUUAGUUUUUUUUUUUUUAAUCAUGAUAAUUGAUUGGAAGAUUUAUUUUUUAAUAGCUUUGCCUUUUUUGCAGAUUGAGAAAUUUCUAAAUUAUAAAUUAUGUCACAAAGCAAAAUUAUAUUUGGUAUCACCAUAAAUUUCUAUUCUGAAUGGUGAGGACAGAUCAUUUGAGCAUCUCUCACCUGUGAACCUAUGUUAGGAAGCUUUUUUAUUUUAAUGUACUGUAAUGAAAUGAUGACGAGUAGUUACCUCUGCUCAAAAGUAUCACUUCAUUUGCUCUACUCUUUCACUUCCCAUUCAGAUUACCCCUAGAUAACUGUCUGUUCCCAGCAAUCGCUCUAGUCUCCAUCGUGUACUCAUCCAAGGUUGUAGCAGCGCACCGGCUAUCUUAUCUACCGGCCCUUCUCUGACAGCAAAGGGAAAGUCAUGGGCAGUCGGUUUGAACUUCUCUGGCUCUUUGUCCCUCGUGGUAGCUGCUUAAAAUUCUUCAGUUAUCCAAACUGAGUUUGCAGUAAGUUGCACAUUUUCUUGUUCGCAAUUUUCUGUUUUAUGUGCAUUGAAAAGCCCUUUCCUGCUUUCUGGUAAGGAGGCAUAAAAUGAUCAGGAAUGUUGCCAGUUUCAGCUUCACACCAAAAACUUUGAGUCAGUUCAUUUUUGUUUAGAUGCCCACAGGGAUAGCUGAAGAAGGGGCGCCCGUAGGAAGUACCAGUGUAGGUUUGAGGAAUUAGAAAAAAAAAAAAAAAAAAAAAACACAAAAAAACCCCCCAACAAAUUUGUCCUUUCAUUUCGUCUCCUUCAAAACCAACAUCCAAGCUUGCCAUUUGCUUUGCUCUUGCGGCUUCUUGUGAGUCCCUUUUCGGAAGAGAGAAGAACAUCUGUGAACCCAGAGAUAACCCGUUAGGUUUUUCUUUUAGCUAAUGGAGAGCAAUUCUAGUCUGUUAGUAGGUUUGCUGUUCAUGUGUAGAGAAAGGAAUGAAGUGUCUUUUACUCCAGAAAUAUGAAAAUUUGUGUCUUUCAAAUAGCGCUUACGCUAUCAUAAGGCAAUACUGGAAUCAAAAACAAAUUUUAUGUAAGGUCCUAAUUAGGUGGAAACUAGCUUUUAUUCUAGUGUGAAACUCAUGAGAAAUGGUGGCAGAGAAGUUCACUCUGUUUCUGCAGUUCUUUGGGACCAUUUAUAAAGGCCAGUUAGAUUGUGUUAAUGUGAUUUAUUUACAAAGUUGCUGCAGUUCAUGGAUACAUUCUGUACUCAGAGAAUCUGAAUUCCAUUCUAAGGAAUGAUACUCACUGGCUGUGAUCUUAUAGCAUUGAAAAAAAGAUGUGUUUUCUCUCCUUUACUCUCUCUGCAUAAUUGUUAAUAUUAUUUUAAUUAAAGUACUUAAGACAUUGUUUUUUCCUCUGUAAAAAUGGCUUAGUAAUUUGCACAUCUGCGUAGGUUAUGUAGCUAGUAAACAAUUCACAAUAGUAAAUAGCAAUUACACUUAACCCACCAAAUGACAGACUAUGCAAUGGAAAAAUUUUGUAAUUAUCGUCACAUAGCUUAUACGGUGAAGGAUUUUUUUUUUCCCUCUCUAGUAACCUACCAUGUGAGAUAGAACUGCUUUAUAAAUGACUUCCUGAGCAAUUUCAUGCUGGCAGGCACUGCGGUGUGUCUGGUGACCCUCCACGAAAAGACUAUAAUUUAAUGAGAAGCAAAUAGUAGGUAUGGAGAUAAAGUUGGAAAAUGUGGGGUUUUUUUUUUUUUCCCCUUUUCCUUAAAAUUGUAGUUACCGUCUCGAGUGGCGUCAGGCUAAAGAAAGCUAAUACUUUAUCUUUGCCAAAUAAUUAUUUAUAAGAUUUAUUUCUUCAACAAGCCCAGUCUCUCAACUGCAAGCUAAGAAUCCUCACUUUCUGUGACUAACACUAAAGCUUUUCCUUAUGAGAGCUCAUUCGCAGUCCUUGAUCACAACCCAGAGGCAAAGACAGUGCUUUGAUUUGGAAGGAAACAGUGUCUGUGAUCCAUGCCCAAUCUGUAAGCUUUCUUCUUAUGUGAAAGAAUUUAUAUUUCUAUUGACCUGUACCAUUCAGUUUUGUUUUGUUUUAAGUAGGCUCCACACCCAGUGUGGGGCUUGAACUCACAACCCUGAGAUCGAGAGUCACAUGCUCUACCGACUGAGCCAGUCACAUGCCCCUGUACCAUUCGGGGUUUUUACCAGUUGGCCCUCGACUUUUGAGUCUAUGUAGGUAACUCCCACGCCAUCAGCUCAUGUUACUUGCCUGCAGUCCUUCCUGCGCCCUGGCAUCAUGGGGGUGGUGGUGGCGGUCGUAGGCUGCAUCAGCAAUGUUUGUGUGAGGCAAUCACCUUCUCUGCAAGUUAGUUCCAUAGGUGGUUGUGGAUUGGUAUUGCAAAAAGAUGAGGAUAUUCAUAACACUAAACUCAUUAUUUAAUAGGUUUGGAAUUCAUUAAAAAAUUUUUUUUAGGUAUCUAGUUUUCAGAUUCUUCAGCCUCUUUCGUUUUAGCCUUUUAACAUUCUACUAAAUUCUGUUUUUAAUCUGGUAUAUAUAGAUGAAUCUAAUACAGUGGUCUUCUGCAUGGUCAGCAGAACUCUGCAGGUGAAUGAGGCGAUUUCAAGGAUUCCUUAGAAGAAAAUGUAGUCAUACUGAAUAGUCUUCAUCUGUAUCUCUUUCAUCACCAACACCUACGUCGUUCCAAGGAUUUUUUCCUGAUGAGAAAUACACUUCUUGGGGGUGAGGUAGGAGGUGGAAAUAUAUAUGUCAUAGAACAUAGAUUUUUUUUUUUUCCCUCUCACAAUACAUUGGAAAUAUGGAAUCUUCACUGGCAUUCUGUAGAAAGGUUAAACAAUGACUUCCUAAUAUCUGGAGCCUCAUGAGCUCUCCAAUAUCCUAUUCUGGAGGGAACCAGAAUCCAUGUUUAGUAGAUUAAAGUAACACUUUAAAUGCUAUCUUUCAGAAGAUUUGAAAUAAAAUACCAGUGAAGGACCUAUUUGGGUAUCUUAUCUGUUAAGCAUUUCCCCCUGACCAGUGAGUUGGGAAAGAAAACCUAAAAUACAAGUGAAUAAUUAUGUCUCCUAAUAGUCAGUGUCAUUAUGCAAACACCAUGGGGCCGACUUGGAGAGCCUCAUUUCUAAAUAGCAAAAAUUCUCUUUCCCUUCAGCUCUAAUUUCUGUUAGCAUCCCUCUCUCUGCACUGUGAUACAGAGCCAAUAAAGGAUGGGUGGCAUUUCAGAGAGAGAGCAAAUUUGGUAUGGCUUUCUGUACCAGAAACUAGGUUCCCACAUGUUGGGAAUGUUUGACUACUUUGGCAGAGUUUUGGGGGAUCUAAAGUUGAGUCUGAAAAACGGUGUUGUAAGAGAAAAGCUGUCUGUUAGUAAGCUCUGUUUGGGCAGCCCAGCUCUCCUUCCCUUUUCCCUCCUGCCUGCUGGCCUCAGCGCCCCCCCCCCGGUCGUCAAGUCUACACACGCACCCCUGAUCUGCCCUGAUCCUGGCCUAAGAGUAAUAAAAGCCGCCUCUUCGAUUUGGUUUGGUUUUGUUUGGUUUUUGUUUGGUUUUUUUUUUUUGAGCUGGGGACCACGGAAGUAAGCUCUGUAUGCACCCAAAGUUCCCCUUGGAAAAUGUUCAACAUGCAGUGCUGCAAAAUGCCACACCAUUGCUUUUGCUUGGGGAAUAGACUGAUUUGCCCUGAACUGACUCCACCCUGCAUCGUUAAGGCCCCGUCGGCUCCGGCACAUGAGUGUGCAAGUGAUGGGAAGUUGGAUGCUUGUGACAUUGUCUUCAUCUGCUCGGAAGGGUUGAAAUCAGUCCCUCUUCACAGUGAUUACUCUUCUCACUGUAUAGUGUUGAGUAUGUCUCAGGGAUUCCUUGUGGAAAUUAGGGCAGUUUUUAAAGUAAGAAAAUAGUUUUAAAAAGAAACUAAAGGUGACUCAUGAUUAAAGAGAGCGCAAGAAAGAGAAAACGUUCAGUUUCGUAGCCCACCGUGUCUUGCGUAGGACUUUUUUCCUUUCUCCUUCAGGCUCUCAUCUCUGCUUCAGCAAACAGAAUCCUUUCCCAUCACGCACAGCUUUAAAAGUUUUAUUUAAAAAUUUCCUUCCCCAAUGAGCUUUCAGAAUACUUAUUGUAGAUUUUAAGAGAAAAGGUAUAUUAAUUUAUACUAUUAACAUCACCUCAUAAAUUAUAAGUUUUAUACUAAAGCUGUAUUGAGUGUAAUGAAUUAUGUUGCCUAUGUGUUUUAAUAGCUUAAAAAAUUAUAUAUGAGCUUUUUUUUUUUUUUUUUUUUUUGACAAACUAGUGAAGCACCUUUUUACACUGGAUCUCUGCCGUGUCAAGGUGUAUAGCUAUCCUUUGCUACCUUGCAGAUAUAUAAAAUAAAAGGCUAUCCUGGGGCCUCAAAAUGUAGUACACCUUUAGACCAUUUAUUACUGCUCAUUAGAACUGUUGGGAAUUGUGUUUCUUUAGUAAAUGAUCUGUGGUUUACACUUAAGAUGGCUAGAAGCUUAGUUACAGGGUAAAUAGAAAUACAUAGAUCAAGCAAAACUCCCAACUACUGUAGCUGGAAUUUGUAAACUAAGUUUUUAAGACCUCUUUUAUUUCCUAUGGAUUUAUUCUUUAAUUUACAGUUUAUUCUGUAAGUUGGGAAGUAAAAUAGAGAAAAUAAUAAAUCUAGAUGUUCUCAGUGUCUUAUUCAGGAACUUUUUAUCCCUCCUCACUAAGGAAUUCCCACUGUGACUUAAAAAUAGAAUUAAAUUACUUGUGUGCAUGUCUCUGUUUGUGGUUUUACACACAUGCAAAAAUAUACAUUGGGGGCACGUGUGUGAGAGAGAUGAAUGUGUGCUUAGGUGAAAAUAGAGGAAGGUAACAGAAUGUAUUGUAGAAAUACGAUUUAUUUAGAUGAGGCUAUCAGAGUUAUUUUCUCAUUGUCUCUGUAGUAUAAAUAUACCAAAUUCUUCAUUAUGCUUUCUUCUGUUAAAAGGCUAGCUCUGAUAUCAUGUGCAUUUUAUCUUAACCUUUUGAUUGACUUAUAUUAUGCUAUGUUUUUAAAAUGACAUGAGAAACAGGUUCUAAGACCAGCCUCUCACUUUUGAGCAUAAAAAUAUGAGAGAGAGAGAGAGAGAGACAAACCAGACAUGAGCUGUGUUUAUCUACUGGGGUGAUGGGACCAGAUCAGUUGAAACAACUUUUCUUUAUGUUAAUAAUACAUUUCUUCUUAUUCUGAGUUAGAAAAUCUUAUUGGUCAUCUUUUCUUGGUGAAGUUAAGAAAAUUACAGGCUUUUUAUAAAUGCCAUUUUUUGAAGGGACUGCUUUGUUGGAAGAGUUGGGGGGAUCAUUUCACCAUGCAUAUUUCAAAGCUGGGAUGAUUUCAGUUAUUUCUAAAAAUUAAAAAAAAAAUUACUCAGUUGUGCUAUUACUUAUGAAGUUAGCGUGCCCCUGACCUCUGUAUUUUGGUUAUAAGAACAAUUAUGCUACCCUGGACUUUUACCUGAUUCAUACGGAAUUAAAAAAAGAUACAUUCCUAUAUUUUGAGUUUUGUCAUUUUGCUAUACAUUCAUUACUGGAGUAUCUGGUGGUCUAACAUAGCCAAAACUAAAGUUGUCAUUAAAUGCUCCGAUCACAUUUAUUUUUAGUAUCAAAAGGUCAUGUACUUUGAUAUAUGUCAAAACAACUUCUGAGAAUACACCAGAAUUUGUAGUUCUCUUUGAAGCCUCAUUCAUCUUAGGUAUGGCCAAGACCUAGGAAAGCUCCACAUCGUUCCUUUUAUAGCUGUAUUUCUGCAUCUCCCAGUUUCAUUCACUCUUGCUUUAUGGAUUUUUUAAAAAUCUGCAUAUUUCUUGUACAUAUGCAUGCAAAUGAAAGAAGGGAGUUUGUAUUGGUGCCAUUUCUCCCUUCAGUUACUGGUUAAUGGGAUUUGCUAGAAUAAAUUCCCCCUGAUCGAAGGGUGAAAAUAGACCCUUUUGUGUAUAUCUGUACAGAGAUGUGUAUAUGGGAUGUGGUGGCACUUUGCUGAAUGUGAACUUGCCUUGUCAAUUGAAAGAUUGAAAAGUAUUAUGUUUAUUUAUACAUUUGUAUAAAUCUAUAUAUACACGUAUGUAUAUGUGUGUGUAUAGAUAAAGCUAUAUACAUAUAUUUCCCUAAAAAAAUGUGUGUGUGUAAUAGAUAAACAGCCUUUGUUAAGCAAGAUUAUACGUCUAUGGAAAACUCAAUUAUUCUGUAAGCAAGAGGAGGUGACAGUCUGGAGUCCAUUAUCAGUGCAUACCAAGAUGGAAGUCCUUUGGAUUAUAGUCUUGUUUAUGGUUAUUAUUAUAAGUGAAUUCCUGCUAGAACUAUUCUUACUUGCCAGUUCCACGAUUCUUUUCACUGCCUUCUCAAUCUCUCAUCACACUUCAUUGUAUUUUUUCCCCUUUAUGAUGUCCUCUCUAGCCAGAAGCAUUUGGCUUAAGCAUAGUUCAGUAACUUCUCAGUCGUUUCUUUUAAAGAUCUUUCUCUCUGAAAUUUUCCAGAAGAUGUCAGUUUGGGUAAUAUUUUGUAUAGUAAUUUUGAGGAUUGGGCAUUCACCUUUGUCUCAAAAACAAAUAGAAACCAACAUUCAAACAAGACUAAUUUUAAAGGUUUACCUAGAUAAUCUGGGGACAUUUUACUCACAUUGGAAAAGAACGUAAUUAUGAUUUUAGUAUUGAUAACAGUGUGAGGUUUAUUUUCUCAUUUAUUGUCAUCAAUUUGUCAUUUAAAAAUGUGGUUUACUUUCUGUCUUCAUCAUAAAUUUACCAUUUUCAUUUUAACGGAAAGCAUACUAAGUCACACAUAAGCCUCUUGAAUUCUAGAACUAACUCAUUUUACUCAUGAUGACACUGCUUCAACGAAUCCUUACGUGAUGACUUUUGCUGUAGUUCCUUUUGACUUUUCACGCUUGUGACAUUGUGUUUUACCUUUGCUGCAGCUCUCUCGCAUAAACUGGCAUCCCCUAUAUAUUGUGCCUUUAAAGCUCUUAUGCACACACAAAGUGUAUAUAUACAUGUCAGAGCAUGUGUACAUAUACUUUCGUAUAUACUCACACAGUAUGUCUCGUAUAUAUUGUGGGAGUGAAUAUAUAGAUACUCAAAGGCAAUGGAAUGUUGCUUCCUAGAUAUAUAUGUAUAUAAAUCGUGUUGAUAUACUGUAUAUACACAUGUAUAUGUGUGAGUUUUAAAUGGCAAUCUUCUACAUUGAGCAAAAUGCUGCCCCUACUGGAAUGUGGUCCACUGCCAUGGCCGUUGUAUGUAAUGAUUUAAAAAUACAUUAUCGAAGAUUAUUUAAAGAACAUUUAAAAGUCUCAUCUAAAGACAUCCACACAUUAUUUAUUUAUCUUCCUUUUCCUUUUUAUUGUUACAUUUUGUUCUAACUGAAAGGGAGACUGUCAUUUUUUAAAAAUGCCAUCUGUCCCAUGGGAGAAAGAGAGAGAGCUGGGGAUUCACUUGAGGAACCCUGUGCAUUUUUCCUCCCUCCAAAAUGGAGAUGUACCACAAACCAGCCGGUUUAUUUCAGUUAUAAAGCAAUCCUAACAUGUCCAUUAGUGUAUGUCAACCACCAUCUUACUAGAUCAACUUAAUUCACCAAUCUGCCUCUUCCUUUCAUUAAUAAAUAAUGAUCAUUGAGAUCAUUUUGCCUGGGGGAAGUUAACUACUCUCUAGCUGCAGGGAAAUAUAUCACCUAAUUGUUAUUCUGCCUUGUUCAAAAUUCAACUUUGAGAGAAGGCAGCUCUCAUGAAGCUGUCUUAAGCAUGUUUUGCAUUUAUUUAGUGAAAGGUCUUCCCAGACGUCUUUUUUUUGUUGUUUUUUGUUUUCUUUUUAAAAGAACUCGAAGUCUGCAUGCACUUGCCAUAGAUUUAAUUCCUAGUCCCCACAGCUUCAGGUGUUUUCAUUAGUGCAUCAAUUUGACACACUGAAAGACUAUGAAGAAAAAAAAUGAGAUUUUAUUUUGUGAUGAGUUGGCAGCAGAUUACAUUUCAAGACCUUACAGAGAAAGGAACAUAGAUGGACAAUCCUAAAUUUUAAGAUGUUACCAAAAAAAACAGUGAAGGAAGAGUACCCCCCCUGAAGACCAGAAUGGAGAGGUUGGGGUCUGAGUGAUUUCACAGAGUAGUUUAGCUGGAACUUGAUAUCAGGAGCAGCCUUUAACAAAGCCUCUUGGCAGUUGUAUGGUACUAACUGGAGUACUGAGGUGUAAAUUGAAACCAAGUUGCAGUGGGAAAUCAAGGUGAGGUGGUAGCUUCUUUGGAUCCAGUAAGGGACAGACGCAUUGCACAGUUUUAAAAUCUCUUCUUACAAAGUAACUGCACGGUAGCAAGGACUAGCAGUUCUCAAAGCCCUUCUUUUUCAGUGUUCUCAUUCACCUUGGCACACAAGUAUGUUUAACAGGCCAUACAUUAAAAAUAUUUACAAAAAAAAAAAAACCUGCUUAAAGGGAACUUACAAACCGAGAAUCUUGUCUGUUUUUACAUGAAUAGUGGCUAGAAGCUUAGUUGUAUGCACAAAAGCUAAGGGGCCACCCGUUUCUGCACAGACUAUAGCAGCAAGAUGAGGAGGUUGGCAGGUUUGGUUAAGAGCCCCCCAGUUGUGACGGAAAGGCGUGUCUGUGGCAUCGAGUGUGGUGUUGCUUGGGGGGGGGACCACAUUUUGGGAGGCGAUGGGCUGUUGGUUUGUAAUUUCCCUUUAAACAUGAAGAGAUGGCUCACAUUUUCCAUAUAUAUCUCAAUGAAUGUACUGUAUUACUGUUUUAAAAAUUUGAUGAAAUAAUAAUGGAUUGGUCUCCUUUUGUUAUCUGGUCCUUGUUUAAUUUGUUUAAGGGUUUUUGUAUACAAAAGUUUACAUUUUUAUGUAUAUUUUUCUUGUGUAAAAACUGAUGUAAUAUGUGUAUAAAACACUGUAUGUAUUAUCUGUAUAUAGUGUGACAAAAUGAUUUUUCUUUCUUUCUUUUGGAUGUAUUAAUAAAUCUUGCUGUGAAGUA